Messenger RNA from Fusarium fujikuroi IMI 58289, 954 nucleotides. RefSeq lists its product as uncharacterized. The transcript has a single exon. Gene Ontology annotation, biological process: regulation of transcription by RNA polymerase II. Gene Ontology annotation, molecular function: RNA polymerase II cis-regulatory region sequence-specific DNA binding; DNA-binding transcription factor activity, RNA polymerase II-specific. The record is from RefSeq and is a predicted model, not a curated record. Bases 1 to 954 code for a protein of 317 amino acids. NCBI's taxonomy places the organism in Eukaryota, Fungi, Ascomycota, Sordariomycetes, Hypocreales, Nectriaceae.
AUGUCGGCCGAUGCCGGGUCAAACAGGUGGCAGCUGCCCUUUGAAGAAGCAAUUGAUACCUCUUCGGUCACGGUGGGAGCGGGUCUCGGAUCCUCCUACAUCAUAUUACAGACGCAGCCUACUGAACUUGGGAAUCUUGAAGGGAACGAAGCACUGCAAAAUAUCCGGCCACCUGUUUUAGAUGAUAAGAAGUUGGACCUGCGGCCCUAUAGCCGAAGACAAUCGCAAGCAGAUAAGAUGCUUGCGGAGCCUAGUGUAUCUGGGCAUGCUGUAGAGUUACCUAAGCCAAGGAAAAGGGGCCGAAAACCCAAGAAGCAGCCAAAAGGCCAGAAGGUAGAGCGUCAACAAGAGGGGCUUGGUGAUGAUGGCCUUCCCAAGCAUUCUCGCCGGCGCCGAAUCCUCGAACGUAACCGCAUUAUGGCGACUAAGUGUCGUAUCCGCAAGCGCGAUGAAGCCUCAGCGCUCGCCUGUCGCGAAGAAGCUAUGAAGGACCAGAACCGCUAUCUCACGGCGUGUUUCAACACUUUGACUGACGAAAUUUACCACCUAAAGACCCAAUUACUGCUGCACACAAAUUGCAAUUGUGUUCUCAUCCAGAACUACAUCGCGAAUGAGGCGCAGAAGUGUGUAGAUAGGCUAGUCGCUUGUUCUACUGCCUUUGAUGUCUAUGACAGUUCGCUAAGCCCCUGCGAUAGAAGCCCAGGUGAUGCUAUCACCACCAAAGAGUUGAAUACUCAGAGUCUAAAUGGGGGUGGUUUCCCGUCAACCCCGAGAACCUCUUUUCAGCAGGGAUCUAGCGCCUCGGAGGUUACAGAUGUCAUGCCCAAUAUGAUGGGUUUAGGACCACUUCAAACGGCCACUAUGCCGCCUGAUUCGAUGGUCUUUGAACAGCCAGUUCCAUCGUUAUCUUUCACUAGAUAUGAACCAGGGCUAUCCGACUACGAGGGACUGUGA